Messenger RNA from Pelobates cultripes (western spadefoot toad), 258 nucleotides. The record is from the annotation of a GenBank genome assembly. NCBI's taxonomy places the organism in Eukaryota, Metazoa, Chordata, Amphibia, Anura, Pelobatidae.
AUGUGUGCGGGCCGCCAGUGGGGCCGACCUGACGCUUACCUGAAAGCGAGGAAAUUAACAGAGCACAUGGGAAAAGGGCCCUCUAUCAAUCCGCCAGCUUCCUACAGCGAAGCAGGGUUUAUGGAGGCGGCAUGUGAAAUCCUGUUGCACCCUCGUGAAAAUGCCCACAUUAGCACAUACCACAAUGACGCAGACCCUACCCUGACAGAGGGGACCACCCAGGAAGCCAAGAUGGAGAGCAGCUGGGAAGAAUACUGA